CUAUGAUUGAAAUGCACGUUUUGACAAGAGUUCAGUUGUAAUUGACUUCCGAUAAAUUAAUAUUUGAGUUUCUGCACGAAUUAAACAGGUUACUUGUAGUGAGGCAACGAUUUAUGCAAUUUGCAGUUCAGGAUGACGAAACCGACUAUUCUCUUUGCGGCCAUGCUAGUUUUCUUGGUAACCAAUGGUUACUGCAGAAACGACAAUGGCAACGUUUUGCGGUUUGAAAAUAAUCCCCACUUCACGUUCCAAGGCUGCAUGCUUCGUUGCUUAGACAAAGACUUGUGUUGCUCAUGUAAGGAAUCUAGCAAACUGUCGAUGAAUGCAGUGAUGGUAAACGAUUUCAGUAAAACAUGUGCAGCCUCAGACAACGAUGCGAAAUGUUCUUCUAGAUGGGUUGAUUCCUGGAUGAAUGUUGAACGUAGUGGAGCCAGCAACUGCACUGUACAGGGCAACGUUGAGACAGAACUUAACCGAUGUGUUAGAAAGUGCAAAGGACAUCCCUUGUCGAAACCACUGGAUCUCUUACACCCCUUACAUUAUCCAGGUCACCUCUCCGAACCUUCGGACCUUUCUAGCUUCACUGAACCAGACUUCACCGAAUUUUGCAAUGACAUUCGGGCAGGCGGUAUUCUGUGUACGUCUUACCGGCAUGACAGCUUUACCGCAGGCAACACACUAUGUCGCUCUGGGAAUCGUUGCGGUUACCAUGGUUACAAAUAUUCCUGGUGUUAUGUUGAUUUUAGUAACGGCUGGGACUAUUGUUGCACUGGACCAUGUGGAUUUGAGAAAGGAACAUCCUACAUGUGGUGUAAAGCUGGAAGUCAGUGGCAGUAUUGUGGAAAUGCUGGCAAAAGAGAUAUCCAAGGAAGACGAUGUAUGACAGAGUAUCCCUGCGGGAUGCACCAGGAAGACGGGAAAGCAAGUUAUUACUGGUGUUACGUAGAUAUGAAAAAGAACUGGGAUAGAUGCUGCGAGCCAUGGGAUCUCUGCACUCCGAAAGGCGAAAUAUACAGCUGGUGCUACACUGGAUACAAGCGGAAGACUAUCUGGAAGAAGUGUAGAAAUUGCAGGGACUCAACUAUGUUUAAUCCUUUCCAGUAACCGGAUGUUCUUCGGCAAUGUUCACUUGACUAACCCUUGAUGUGUUUCUUGUUGUGUGUUCAUAUAACCAUAUAAUGUUACGGAUUGAGUUUGAUGAAGUGUACAUGUGAAAUUUCAGGACCGUAGGAACAGGGGGAUGGGAUGUGCAGCCCCACCCCCACCCCCCAUGAUUUGACCGAUUAUGGUAAUUAUCUUAGCAAUUUUCUGACAGGUAGUCAAUUUUAGCUGAUUUUCAUAGUGUGUGCUUUCCACCCCCCCCCCCCCCCCCCCACCUCCCAUCUGAAAAUACCUCCUACGGGCCUGAAUUUUUGUUGAGCCGCGCCAUUAGAAAACCCAAACUCCAAAGCAGUGAUCUCCCUUGCCGCUUCGCUCAUUGUUCAAAGCUGCAAGGGAGAUCACUGCGUUGGAGUUUGUAGAAAACCAACAUGGAUUUGCGACGAGCAUGGAGCCAGUCUGGAUCAUUUUAUAGACAUAUACAGAUGGAAUAUUAAUUCUCACGAAACCGGUUUUCUCAUAACAUAUAUAGAUUAUUUCUUAAUUUCACGAGCCCAAUUUUGAUAACCUGGCCUACGUAUGCAAGGUUAGCAUAGAAUUUGAAGAACAGUUUAUUCCGCUUUUCAUUUUAAUGUUACUCAUGUUUACCACUGAUAAUGCAUCAUUGUUUGAAUUUGAUGGUCAGAUUCCUAACUAGAAGAUUUGUCACGUUUUGUGCCUUAUUAUCUUAUUAUCUUAUAGCGACAACUGUAACAAGAAUUAACUGGAUGAAACACAUUUAAUUGAGUCACAUAGUAUUAAUCAAUUAUGGAUAUAUUUCCUCAAUAAACAUCCUAUUAAACUUUAA
Molecule: messenger RNA, 1945 nt
Organism: Mercenaria mercenaria
Lineage: Eukaryota; Metazoa; Mollusca; Bivalvia; Venerida; Veneridae
Exons: 2
Coding region: 133-1104 (323 amino acids)
Source: RefSeq, a predicted model, not a curated record